Molecule: messenger RNA, 453 nt
Organism: Tinamus guttatus (white-throated tinamou)
Lineage: Eukaryota; Metazoa; Chordata; Aves; Tinamiformes; Tinamidae
Source: RefSeq, a predicted model, not a curated record
AUGCCUAUCCUGGAGCCCAUCCUGGAGCCGGUACCCAUCCCGGUGCCCAUCUCGGAGCCGGUACCCAUCCCAGAGUCCAUCCUGGAGCCGGUACCCUUCCCGCCCAUCCCGGUGCCCAUCCUGGAGCCAGUGCCCAUCCCAGAGCCCGUACCCAUCCCGGAGCCCAUCCUGGAGCUGGUACCCAUCCCAGAACCGAUGCCCAUCCCAGAGCCGGUACCCAUCCCAGAGUCCAUCCUGGAGCCGGUACCCACCCUGGUACCCAUCCCAGUGCCCACCCUGGAGCCAGUGCCCAUCCCAGAGCCGGUACCCAUCCCGGAGCCCAUCCCGGAGCUGGAGCCCAUCCCGGAGCCCAUCCCAGAGCCGGAGCCCUUCCCGGAGCCGGAGCCCAUCCCGGAGCCCAUCCCGGAGCCAGAGCCCAUCCCGGAGCCGGCGCCCGAGCCGCAGCACAGCCCC